This is a messenger RNA of Seriola dumerili (greater amberjack), 2288 nucleotides long. Its product is annotated as stabilin-2-like. Bases 27 to 2288 code for a protein of 753 amino acids. The transcript is spliced from 21 exons. The record is from RefSeq and is a predicted model, not a curated record. NCBI's taxonomy places the organism in Eukaryota, Metazoa, Chordata, Actinopteri, Carangiformes, Carangidae. Gene Ontology annotation, molecular function: calcium ion binding.
UGUUGAAGCUGCUGGUUGUCUCUCUGAUGAUGAUGACGACCAUGAUGAUGAUGAUGACUUCAGCUGCAUCACAGAACUUCUGCUCUAACUCCACGGUGCUGAGGACUCGGACGGCCUGUAGCGCCUGCGGCAUCGUCCUGUUCCAUGUGCAAUGUCCCUUAGGAUACAAACAUACACCAGGGGCCACCACUCAGGCCUGCAAGUAUCACAUCAGGACCCCCAGUCUGAAGUUAGCCAUCGACGGCUGCUCCUCCGAGUGCUACAGAGAGGUGGAGGUGAAGAGCUGCUGUCCAGGAUACUGGGGUCCAGACUGUGCUGAGUGUCCGGACCAGCCUCACAGACCCUGUAGCAGGAGAGGAGUCUGCUCUGAUGGACUGGGAGGAAACGGGACCUGCAGCUGUCAGGUGGGUUUUGCAGGAACUGCAUGUGAGGACUGUGCACCUGGUCGAUAUGGUCCCACCUGCAGCUCAGUGUGUACCUGUGUCCAUGGUCUGUGUGACUCUGGACUGACAGGUAAUGGAAGAUGCACCUGUUUCUCUGGAUACAAAGGUCCAAACUGUGACCAAGAGUCACCUGAGUGUGCUGCCCUCAGCUGUCAGCAGAACUCUCAGUGUAUGGAGGAGGCUCUGACGGGACAGUUUGUGUGUCAGUGUUUACCUGGUUACCAGAAGUCAGGAAAUAAGUGUUUAUCCAUAAACCCGUGUCUCAGGCUGUCCUGUCAUGUCCACGCCUCCUGUGUCCACACGGGUCCAAACCAGCACCUGUGUGCCUGUCACGAUGGUUACACCGGGGAUGGGCGUGUCUGCAUGGCCAUCGAUCCAUGUCAGACCCAACAAGGAGGCUGCACCGCCAAGUCCACCAGAUGUGUCUAUGACGGACCGGGAAAGUCCCACUGUGAGUGUCUUCCUGGUUUUGAGAACCUGUCUAACGGCAGCUGCAGCAUGAGGGACUCGUGUAGAUCUGAUUCCUGCCACAAGAACGCCAACUGUACCACCGUGGGUCCAGGACGAGUCCAGUGUACCUGCCUCCAGGGUUACCUCGGUAACGGUAAAAUUUGUUACGGAAACAUCAUGCAGCGUCUCAACGAGCUGAACACAGAACCUGGAGGACUGUGGAGCGGUCAGCUGAGCAACGCCCUCUCCCUGUUCGGUUCUGUGUCGUGGCCUCUGCAGAAUCUGGGUCCUUUCACUGUCUUCGUCCCGAUCAAUAAAGGCUUCAAAGGAAUUUUGGUGAGGACUCUGACCGCAGACCAGUCCAAAGCUAAAUACCUGUGUAAGAUGCACCUGGUUGCCGGGACGAUGCCCUUUGACUCUCUGAAGAAAAGUGACGUGUUUUACACCCUGACUGGAAAAUCAGCUGAGACAGACACAACCGAGGGGGACGCUCAGACUAAAAUCCGUAUCCAUGGCAGCAGGAAGAAAGGAGUAAUCGUCCAAUCAGAUGUUGUGGCGUCCAACGGGAUGAUCCACCUCAUCAAUAAGCUGAUGGACAGUGUCUCUCCCACCGUGGAGAGUGAUACUGAGGAGAACCUGAUGAAGAUCGUUUCUGACUAUGGAAAGUUUGACAAGUUCAAGUCUUUAUUAGAGAAAACUGAGCUGGCCUCAGUGUUGGAUCUUCCCGGACCCAUCACCGUCUUCGCUCCGACCAGUUCGGCCUUCGACGCCAUGGCUGCAGGACACCUGACUUUCCUCAGCAGCGCUCAGGGUCACAACAAGCUGCUGGAGCUUCUGAGGAACCACAUCGUCCCAUCCACUGCGCUGGAGGUCUACAACGCUGUAUCCAGUCCCAGGAUCGUGACGAUGGCCAAUCAGGUUCUGACGAUGAAUGUGACAGAGAGUGGUCAGAUCCUGGUCAACGGAGCCGCUGUGCUGGAGGCGGCUGUGGAGGCUAAAAACGGACGUCUGUAUGUGGUGGAUGGAGUUCUGACUCCGCCCUCCAUCGAACCUGUGCUGCCCCACAGGUGUGACAUCAGCAAGACCAAGACCAUCAGGGGCGACUGUGUCUCCUGCUCUAAAGUGAAACUGUCUCAGUGCUCGUCUGGACUCUACACGUCCAGCUGUCAGUAUCCCGGCGACUGGCUGCUCACCGCUCUGCAACGUGACUGUAACAACUCCAGCAUGUUGUAUAGGAUUCUAUGGUCCAGACUGCGCUCCCUGUCCAGGUGGAUACCAGACUCCCUGCUCAGGACAUGGUCAGGUCAGACUUUCAACAUGCUCAACACGUUAUCAAGACUGGAGGAAACUGAAGUGUUGUUUUUACAGUGUAUGGAGGGGACUGGAGGAAACUGA